Molecule: messenger RNA, 945 nt
Organism: Closterium sp. Naga37s-1
Lineage: Eukaryota; Viridiplantae; Streptophyta; Zygnematophyceae; Desmidiales; Closteriaceae
Source: the annotation of a GenBank genome assembly
AUGGCCCGUAAGCGCAAGAGCGUAGCUAGUUCUGUUGACUUGUGCCCGCGGGAUCUCGACCAGAUCCCGUACAUCGCUUGGACGAACAAACAAAUCGCGGCCGGCCGCAAGCCCGCCGGCCCUUUGCCCGAAGGAGCGCCUGGUGCGGGGGACACCUCGUUCGAAGCCCCGCGCGAUGUCCCUACCCGCGGACGCCGUCAUGCCGACCGGGUUGCCUCAUCCCGCGUCAACGACGAUGCUGCCUUCGAUGACGAUGAUGACGCCGCGGACUCUGAUUACAACGAGUGCGACGAGGCCUGCGAAGAUGACGCGGACUCUGGCGAGGAGCAGGACAAGGGCAUGUCCCCCUCCGAGGAUGAAGUUGACGCCGACGAGGACGCCGAUGACGACGAGGAUGCUCCCGAAGAGGCCCAGCCUGCGUCCCCGGCUCCUCGUCGCGGCCGUGCGUCUGCCGCUGCGGGAACCAAGACUGCUGCUAAGGGCGGGGAACCUCCGCGUGCCGCUGCCAAGACCCGUAACUUGCAUCCUGUUAAGCGGAGCGUGUGGUCCCCCCGUGAGAACACAAUCUUCGUGGCUGCGCGUUGGUUCAUGAAGGACGAGCUCGGGCCCCUCCUCGGGAAGCAGGGCUCUCAGUACUUGGCCCGCCUCGCGCGUCACCUCGAGAAGGAGAAUCCCGAGACGGCGACGAUGGCCGCUGCAAAGCUGGUGUGCGAGACGAUCAAAGGCUGCCACUCAGACGCCAUGAGCAGGCUCGAAGGCCUCGUCCGCGCGUGGAUGGAUCAGGACGCGCGUAUUGCUCGGGAACGCGUGCAGCAGCCCGCACCCUCCCCGCAUGUCCGCGACGACAUCCCUGCCCACGCGGACAACAUGACCGACUCGCACGCCGCCGAAGGCGGCGACGACGGCUGGCUUCGUCGCGGGGCAGGCGGGCGAAGACCCCUCUAA